This is a messenger RNA of Eurytemora carolleeae, 4076 nucleotides long. RefSeq names its product integrin alpha-PS2. The transcript is spliced from 10 exons. Bases 35 to 4045 code for a protein of 1336 amino acids. Gene Ontology annotation, molecular function: integrin binding. The record is from RefSeq and is a predicted model, not a curated record. NCBI's taxonomy places the organism in Eukaryota, Metazoa, Arthropoda, Copepoda, Calanoida, Temoridae. Gene Ontology annotation, cellular component: integrin complex; external side of plasma membrane. Gene Ontology annotation, biological process: cell adhesion mediated by integrin; cell-matrix adhesion; cell-cell adhesion.
ACUUUAUUAUUAUUUCAGUGUAUCCUCCUACCUGAUGGGUAGUGGGGAUAAACUAGAGAUACAGACAGAUAUCAGUAACCGUGGAGAGGACGCUUUUAAUGCUCUCCUAGAGGUUCAAAUACCACGCGGAGUAAGUUACGUGAACGCAAACACAGGAGAGACGGGUGUUAGUAUCCUGUGUUCUCCUCCCUCAGUGAGGAAUAACAACACCCUGCAGUGCGAGGUUGGAAACCCACUCAGAGCUGGAGCUCAGGUUACUACUUCUAUCAUUCUUCAACCUUCUACCGAAGGUUUUGAUGAACCUGUCUCGGAGUUUUCAUUUCAUAUUCUGGCAAGAUCAAGUAACCCGGAGAAGGGAGAUGAUGAUCGUGAUAAUAUGGCAACCUUCAGUGUUCCCAUCAGAGUAGAGACAGAUUUCCGAGUGACCGGACUAUCCACCCCGCCUCAGGUUGAGUACAAUAUCUCUGUUCCUCUCCCGGAUAAAUACGAGUUCGAGGAGGAUAUUGGAGAGGUCGUUACUCACGUGUACGAUGUCAAGAACAAGGGACCGUCCUCAAUCAGCGAGGCUGAGGUGUAUAUUCUGUGGCCGAGCUUUAAUGACUACGGAGAUCAUCUGUUGUACCUGCUGGGGUUCGACUACGACAAUACAAGAGCUAAAUGUGAGUCCGUCAAGAAUCUGAAUCCUUUAAGUCUGAAGACAAUUGGAAGCCAGGGAUACUACUCCUCUGCCCAGGCUGGGGGAGGGGCAGGGGUUGGGGGGUUGGAGGAGGGGAUGGUUAUCUUUGCCCGUGAUCUCAACUCAAACCUCAGAACUUUUGGUUGGUCUCUCUCCGGCGGGAUGGACCUGGAUCAGAAUAAAUAUCCUGAUCUUCUGAUCGGAGCUUAUGAAUCCGGACACACGGUGCAUAUGCGUGCAGCUCCAGUCGUGCAUAUAACUGCAGAAAUCAGCUUUGAUAGAACCAGCAAACAGAUUAAUCUGGAUGACACAGCCUGUACUCUCAAGGAUCGAAGAACAAGAGUGCCCUGUGUUCCUGUCUCCAUAUCCCUUCGCUAUACUGGAGUAGGUGUACCAAACAAGCUGGAGUUUAACCUGGAGUACGUCCUGGACGCUAAAAAGGAAAAACAGAAGAGAAUGCAUUUUAUUGACGACGAGGGAGAAAGUGUUCGAACCACGAAGAUCGAAAUGUUAAAAGAGCGCGCAUUCAAGGAUAAAUUCAAGGUUUAUCUUCUGGGUCCAAACAUAAAGGAUAAGUUGACCAGCCUGGAUAUCCAGGUCAGAUACUCCCUGGGUUCAUCAGCAGGAAUCGGAGUAGAACUAACUCCCGUCCUAGGACAUGGAGAUCAUGUUGCGUCCGACAGUAUUAAUAUACAGAAGGAGUGUGGUUCAGACAAUAUCUGUAUCCCUGAUUUAUCCAUCAAAACCAGAGAGAAUGCCCGAUUCACAAAGGAAACAAUUGGAAGCCAGGGAUACUACUCCUCUGCCCAGGCUGGGGGAGGGGCAGGGGGUGGAGGGGGCGCAGGAGGAGUAGGAGCAGGUGAAGGGGGAGCAGGGGGAAGGGGAUAUUACAGAGAAACAUCUUCAUCACAGUCCCAGUCUACGUAUGUCCAAGAAUCAAGUGGAACGAGAACUGCUGGGUUCAGGAAUGAGGAUGAGGAUGAGGAGGAUGAAUAUCUACCGGGACCUGCAUCUAGCAAUCGAUAUGAAUCUUCUUAUACCAGAACCAUGUCACAAGGAGGACAGGAAAACUCUUUUGGAGUGCGACCUCCAGUAGUUGCAGAUGGAGCAGAGGAAACUAGACUCUUUGAUACUCAGGGUAGACCUCUAGAGAAUACCAAGAGUUUAGAUAGUUCUCAACAAUCUAUUUCAUCUUCCAGUUCUACUAAUGAUAGAUCCAAUAUUGUCAGCACUGAAAACAAGGACGAAAGUUCUGCUCAGGGGAACAAUUUUGUUUACUCCGGGUGGAGAAUGCUUCCUAAUGGAACCUAUAUCCGAGUAUAUGAUAACAAGAAGAAUACUGAGAAGACUAGGUACUCUGGAGCCUCCAGUGUGUCUCGGCAAUCAGGUGUAGGAUCAAGUUCUCAGGAAGUAAGACUCACUGGUAAUGGUGGAAGCUCUGAGGAGGAAUCUACAGGAAGAAUUAACUAUGGUUCAAACUCUGCUGCCUCUGGCUCCGGUCAAUACGAUUCCUCAAACUCCAAUAGAGGUGGCUUGGAUAUGGAAAAUUCAGGUUGGAUAAAGUUACCAGAUGGUACCUGGAGCAGACAAUCAUCUUCACAAAUCUCUCAGACAAUUUCAAGAGAAAGUUCUUAUUCCGGAGGUAGCUCUGGUGGUUCCUACUCAGGAGGUAGCUCAAUUGGUUCCCAGUCAGGGGGAAACUCUGGAGGUUCCUACUCCGGGGGUAGCUCUGGAGGAUAUAUAUCCGGGGGUAGCUCUGGAGGUUCCUACUCUGGGGGAAACGCUAGAGGUUCCUACUCAGGAGCUGUCUCCGAAUCCUCUGGUGCAUCAAGUGGUCGAGGUGGAGGAGGAGGUAGGGGAGCAGAAUCAAUCAAUCUUGGAGAAUCCGAAACCUUAAAUACAAUUUUCAAUGCUGCCAAGGGACCUGGAGAUUAUCAUGGUACCAUGAGUAAGACUGAGCUGGAGAGAGAAGCUGGAGGAGCAGUUUUCAACCGAGGAGUUGGAACUGAAACUAGACAACAAGUUGAGAACACAGAAUACCGAGGUUCAGGAUAUGUUUCCGGUGCUGACAGUGAGGUCAGAGGUGCAGGAUAUAAUUCUAGGACUGGUAUUGAUACAAGGACUCAGUAUAGAGGUUCCGGUUCGUCCUCAUAUGAAGAUGAGACAGAGAAUGCCGGAUCUUCCUACACCGGAGAAGGAGAAGAUUAUGUAACUACAGUCCGAGGCAGGUGGGUUUGGUCUGAAGAAGAGAAGAAAUGGAAAUGGGAAGAUAAAGGUGGAAUUCAACAACAAAACUUUGAUCAGUCUUAUUCAGACUCCGGGUCAAAUGAUUCCGGUUGGACAAUUCUCCCGAAUGGAACUUAUGUCCGGAAAAUGUCAACCUGGUCUAGUCAAUCCAGUGGGUACAAUAGUAAUUCAGGACAGGGAUAUUCCGGAGCAGGACAAGGAUAUUCCGGAGCAGGACAGCGAUCAAACCAGGGAUAUUUUGAAGCUGGAUCAAUCGGCGCAUCCAAUUCCGAGGAAUCUCUUGGAGGUGACUCAGGUAGCUCUGACUCAGGUUGGGUUCUCCUGGCUAACGGAACCUAUGUGAGAAAACAGAACAAAUGGUCUUCCUCAUCAGACAGUUCUUUCCGAGCUGGAGUUGGAUCAGGGAUGGUUGUACCUCAGGAUCAGUUCGGAGAUGAGGGCGGAAACACAACCGGUUGGAUCAGGCAGGCAGACGGAACUAUGGUGAAAAAGUCAAGCUCCUGGGCAUCAUGGUCCUCUUCCAGCUCAGGAGAGCUAGAGGAUGAUCAUCUUCAAUCUAUCCAGAGACAAUUAGAGCAGAGAGCGAAAUCUAAACUAAAUAAACUCCCGGGAAAUGUUGAACCUGGGUUUGAAUCCCAGUACAAUCUAAGAUCUCAUAGAAGUUCUAAUUCCAGACCUAAACGAUCCCUAGCUGAGUUCCAGUCUGAGCUCAGUGGAUGUGAUCCUAGAAAAUGUACAAUUAUCAAGUGUACAAUCGGACCCCUGGAGAAGGAUGAAGGAGUUAUUUUCAAAGUUAGAUCUAGAUUGUUUACAGAGACUCAGAUAAAGAAUUAUGCUGAGAAGGUUCAGAUAUCGUCUAAAUUAUUAACAAGAGUAACUAAACUACCUUUCUACGUACAGGAGGAAAUGCUGGCUUUUCAGAGUCAAACCGUAACCACCACUGUGAUACCAAGUGAGCCUGGAGAAGUAGAAACCCCGUGGUGGGUUUGGUUGUUGGCAGCUCUUGCAGGAAUACUUCUUCUAGCUCUCAUCACAUACUGCCUAUACAAGUGUGGGUUCUUUAAAAGAAGAAGACCUGAUGAUAGCCCAGAAGCUGAACCUUUAAACGGCAGGAAUGGGUAAGAAUCUAUAAUUAUAUACUUAUUUACUAAAG